Messenger RNA from Trichoderma harzianum CBS 226.95, 593 nucleotides. RefSeq lists its product as hypothetical. The transcript is spliced from 3 exons. Bases 1 to 546 code for a protein of 181 amino acids. NCBI's taxonomy places the organism in Eukaryota, Fungi, Ascomycota, Sordariomycetes, Hypocreales, Hypocreaceae. The record is from RefSeq and is a predicted model, not a curated record.
AUGUAUUGUAACUUACAUGGAGACAACAACGAAAAUUAUAAAUGCGAAACAACCAAGCGCACCGCCUCCGUCUCUAUCCGCAACAACACCUCCAACCCCAUCGUCAGCAUCUCCCUCAUCCACAAAUACAGCGACGUCUACAAGCACCGCAAAGAAUGGGCCGCCAUACCCGCCAGCGACUCCUCCACUGAAUCUCUCAAAGUUGAAUACAACACCGGUUUCUUCACCACAGGCCGCGAUUGGUGGUUCAUCUCCUGGUAUAGCCAAGACAUGAAGACGCUCUACUACAGCAACCCGCAAAACUUUCGCGGCGCGUUUGAUGCCAUUGAGAAGGGCGUUUCACCUGAGAGGCUGGGAUGCUCUUGGCCGAGAUUGCAGUUGUAUGAGAUGGAAGAGACGGCUGGAUUUAAGCAACAUAUCUUGAGAGAGGAAGAUGAGGGUAAAGUGACGGAGAUUAUCAUCAACGAAGAUGAAACCAUUACGUUUAAAUCACAGUCGGGCGAUUCGGAGACAGUAUACACUUCAAAGACAGCACCAGGGCAAUAGAUUUUAAGCAGAUAGAGCAGCAUAGAGUUUUUACAACACAUGUUUAC